Trypanosoma grayi is the source of this 2304-nucleotide messenger RNA. Its product is annotated as anaphase-promoting complex subunit 2. Gene Ontology annotation, molecular function: ubiquitin protein ligase binding. Gene Ontology annotation, cellular component: anaphase-promoting complex. Gene Ontology annotation, biological process: ubiquitin-dependent protein catabolic process. Lineage: Eukaryota; Euglenozoa; Kinetoplastea; Trypanosomatida; Trypanosomatidae. The transcript has a single exon. Bases 1 to 2304 code for a protein of 767 amino acids. The record is from RefSeq and is a predicted model, not a curated record.
AUGAAGGAUGAUGAAGCAUUCACGAACCUUUUCGGCAUUCUAGAGGUGAUUCGCGGUGAAGGAAUCUCAGUCUUUGCGGACGCGCGUAUGAUGGAAAAGUACCGUUGCGUGGAGACAUUGGCCGCGCUGACGACUCCGCCGCUGAACACUACUGCAGCAGAGUUGCUGGUGCGAAAAGUCUUCCAGGCGUUUGCGAGCACUACCAUUGUUGAGUAUCAGCGGAAAAUGUGCUGUGGUGAAGAAUUGCUAGCGCUGCGGCGCCUGCAUGAAGACUACCGACGCACCCUACUGCUUCUUAACGAUUGGUGCAAGCGUCUGCGUGCGGGGGAGGAAGUUGUAAAGUUCACAGUUUCUCUGCGCUGCCACUUGCUACAGCCAGAUCUUCUGACCGGCGAGAGCCCGGCGGGAAAGGAGCAGCUGCUGCGGUUUUUGCGCGAGCACAGACAUAAAGUGCUUGACGAAAUUGCUGGAGCGGGGGGUAGUGCGACACUCAUGCGUGGAAUUGUGGGCUACCGCGACGAGGUGCUGCAGCGUUUGCACGGACUCACACUCUCUUUGACGCCAGACCUCAAGGCGCUAUGGAAGUCUGUUUUGGUGAAGUGUACACGUGAGCGUAUUGAGUCGUUGGACGACGACUUCACUGUUCCGCGCAUUCUCUCCUGUAUGCAGUGGAAGGAUGAUGUAAUAGACACAUUUGUACGCAUGGCGCUAUCGCCUGACCCCAAUAACUCUGAUGUGCGUGCCGAGGUGAAUCGUUGGUGUGAAGAGUUGGAACAGCUUCUUCUUGUAAGCUACGGCCGUAAGCGCAUCGCAAGUUUCUGGGAUGUGGUGGUGGAGUAUCCAGACUCCAUGCCGACGCUACAGGAUCUGCGCUUGUGUCUUCUUCGGUGCGCCGACGACACACUCCGAAGUGAGUUGAUUCAAACAGCAAAGCGUAUGCUGGCGUCGCGACUUCAUCGGGCAGGCACACGGACGGAAGACAUCCUCGCCAUUCUGAUGGGAAUGAUUCAUUCUCUCUGUGUGCUGUUGUCAAAGAAUGAUCAAAGCUCAGUGAUUUUCACCAUUGUUGGGGAUACCCUGGAGCACCUCAAGAAGCGGAAGGACUGUGUCUCCGCUGUUGUACAGGCCAUUACACAACCGAGCGCAAAUUCGGUUCUACACGUUGAUUUGCAGAACUACUCGAGUAACGAUUUUGCUGCAGGCGCUGACGGUGGUGAUAAAGAAAACGAGGAUGAUGCAUUGCUUAUGGCAGGGCAAUCGCCAGUGUCCAUGCAGGAUAGACCUGACGUGUUGCGUGUGCUGUUGUCUGCGAUUAGUGUUUCUUCUCUCGUUGAGGAGUAUAGACAAGUUUUGGCCUCCCAACUGUUGGGCAAACGCAUGCAUGACUUUGAUACAACUGCAGAGGAAGAAGUAUUGGAGCGUUUAAAGUGUGCCUUUGGUGAGGAUGUGCUGGCACCUUGUGUUGUGAUGAUUCGUGAUAUUCAGGCUUCUCGUCGCUACACACUUCACAUGAAAGAGGUCUACCAGCAGUCUGUUGCAGAAGGGCUUCCACAAGAGAAACAACGGGACUGGCCGUUAAGUUUAGAUGUUCUCUCCACUACGUCGUGGCCAAAGUUGUCCGCGUGUUUUCCUUCUGGAGAAGUGCAGCCUGUUCCUGAUAAGUACAACCCUCAUCCGCAGCUUAGCUCUGUGAUGGAGAGUGUCAUGGAAUUGUACAAAGACAUGAAGGCGAAUCAGCGCCUGGAGUGGAUUCUCUCGCAAGGUAGUGUCAGCUUGGAGCUCAAGCAGAAGGAAACCUCAACCGGCGCGAUGAUUGCAGCAACGUAUGACCUUUCACUCUUCUCUGCGUCGCUCGUUUUGUAUGUACGUGACAUAUCGUCGGAGCUCGGUGGUCCAGCGCCUCUGGUAGCUGUGGCGGAGCGCAUGGGAAUGAAGGCCCACUCCCUGCAGCAGCGGUUGUCGCACCUCUUUCCUUCUAUCCUUAUUUCUACGGAUGGAACUAAAAGUUUGUUGUUGCAAACAAACUAUUUGUCGACGUCAAACUUUACUUUUGACGAGGCGGAAGAGAGUGAGGAGCAGCCUGCCGGGCUCUCACAGGAUCAGGUGAAGAUGCUGCUUUCUAUGAUGACGGCAAUGCUUAAGGCUCGUAAGGCGUGCGGCGUCAACGAUAUCUUCAACAGUAUGAAAAUGUUCGGCCAGUUUCAAGGAAGCCUUGAGGAUAUGAAAAAACUUCUGCAGGUGUUUGUGGCUCAAGGCAAGCUAGUGUUAAACGAGGCGAAGUUGUACACCUUGCCGAAGAAGUAA